Messenger RNA from Caenorhabditis briggsae, 648 nucleotides. The transcript is spliced from 4 exons. Lineage: Eukaryota; Metazoa; Nematoda; Chromadorea; Rhabditida; Rhabditidae. Bases 1 to 648 code for a protein of 215 amino acids. The record is from RefSeq and is a predicted model, not a curated record.
AUGUCCGACUCCGUUUCGCUAGAGUUAGAACAGUUUUCUCUGGACCAAACCAGAGUUUGCGAUUGUGCGGAAAUCUUCCGUCAGCCUGUUAACAAUCGCUAUGACAAGUCUUUCGAUGUGUAUCUGGGCGGAGAACCAGAACCUGGUACCCUUGGCCUCAUGCUGUAUCACAACCAGAGAUUUCACGGAACUCCUCUGACAGAACAAAUCAGCCAGCUCGUCCAGUAUUUUGAUUUUUGGAAGGAAAUGGGCAGAAACUGUGACAUUUCAAGGGCCAUCACCGACGUCAUGUCUAAUGUUAAACUACUGGAAAACGACAAAGACAAUAAACUGUUCCCACCAUGCCAGAGAAGAGUAUGUUCGGAUCCUGAAAUGAUGGGCGAGCUCAACCACUUGAUGGUUAUGGAAACAUUCUUGACCCCCUUCGGAGUUACCAAGAUUGUCUCUCCGGAUAGACCUGGAUUCCGACCAUACAAAUGGAAUGAGGACACCGAUGCCGGGAUUGUUAGCAUAUAUGAUCAAUCGUCGUCUGCUAACAGAGAGGCCGAGAGGAACCCGCGCAAGAGAUGCAAUGAGUCCGCCCAGCUGAUGAGAAAGUUCCAUGGCAACGAAGAAGGAGAGGUCAAUGAUGCUGAAAGAAAUAUCUAA